Triplophysa rosa is the source of this 4295-nucleotide messenger RNA. Its product is annotated as C-X-C chemokine receptor type 3-like. The record is from RefSeq and is a predicted model, not a curated record. The transcript has 2 exons. Gene Ontology annotation, molecular function: G protein-coupled receptor activity. Lineage: Eukaryota; Metazoa; Chordata; Actinopteri; Cypriniformes; Nemacheilidae. The coding region runs from base 2317 to 3321 and encodes 334 amino acids. Gene Ontology annotation, cellular component: membrane. Gene Ontology annotation, biological process: immune response; G protein-coupled receptor signaling pathway.
GAAUAUAUUAAUCGCAUAGCAUCAUCAGCCAACAUUUAAAAUGUAGUUAGUAAUUACCAUUCAGAAAUGUCAAUAUUUAUUAUUAGUAAAUAUAUGACUUGGUAGUGACAUUAUUUAAUUCAGUCCACUAAGUUAAAGAAAAUUGUAUUUUUCAGUUAUGUCUUGUCUUGUGGCAUUCCAGGCAGAAACUUGAACCCUGAUACGACCAUAAAAAACUACUGUACACACUCUUAAAAUUAAAGGGGCUUAACAAUGCCAUAGAAGAACCCUUUCUUCAUCUAAAUGGUUUCACAAAAAAAUCUUUUCUUCAUGGCAUCGCUCUGAAGAACCUUUAAAGGAGCCAUGAAUUAAAACCACAAUUUUAAGCCGAGAUUUUGUUGUAUAAGAGGGAAUCGUAUUCAAGCAAACAUCCUUUAAGUGUCAGACCUGAAAACGCCCUUGUUACUGAAAUUACAACUGUUAUUGACACCAGGCUCAGCGAACGCCAGGUCCUGGAAUCCACCUAUCUAUGACAGGUUGAACACCGCCUCCACAGAAAAAUAUCAAGGACUACUUCUCUAGACCCACCCACUGGUUCGCGAAUGGACUUUACCCACACAUAGUACACACUCCCGCAUUUGUGAUGAUCGACAAACUGGUAACCAUAGCGACAUGUUUUUCGGCUAAAGAUUCGUUUGUCUGUCAGUUUAAACUAAACUGCUGAUAUGCGCUGUGUUGUGUUUAUGCUCGGAAGGCUCCAUCACACAGCGCUCUUUUGCUGUGUUGCCAUGUUUGUUAUUAAUAAGCGCUUUUAUGCUUGUUGUUCGAUCUUAGAUCCAAAAGCCUCGGCACUUAGGUCUUAAUAAAUGGUCUGUUGCAGAUUUUAAGAAAUUUUAGUCUUAUAAAAUAUAUAAACAAUUUGCAUUUUAAGGUUAGUUUUUGUCUUGUCUUUAUUUGCUUAUUUUUUCUGUGAAGAUCUAGCAACCCUGUCACUUUAGCGAAGGGCUCUCGAGGGCGGCUAGCCCCGUGUCAUAUGUGCAAAGUGAGGACUUGUUCUAAGUCUUCAAUGCGGCCCACCCAUUUAAACAGAGCGUUUGACGAGACGGCCUCAAAACUCGAGUAGAAAAUAGCCUAUUACUUAUUGAUUUUGAUGUUUUCCAAUGUAAAAACCACGCGAACGUCACAAGUAGACCUCAUACAACAAUAUAAAACAAUAAACAAGCCCAGUUCAGGACACCUUUAAAGCACCUUUUUUUUAAAGUUGGCACAAAAAAAAUGUUUGGGCAGGCGUUUAUGUUACAGACAUGUUAUUUUAUGAAAUUUCCAUACACAGUUACACAGUCUUACAAAUGUACAGUAUUUCAAAUGACCACAAAUACAGAAUCCACUGCCUGUGCCCAAUAUAAAUUAUUUAAUUUAGAAGUUUAGAAUGCGUUUAUUUUCUUGAUAUGUGACUCCAUAAAAUAAAUAAAUAACAGGUGACUGUUUAUUACUUUAUUCUCAAAAAAAGACCGUAACUGAAUACCAGUUUCACCCGACUCAAAUAGUCUUCUUAAAAAUGAUAAAUGCUCUGUCAAACAUUUUUGCACUUAGGAGAAAAUGUGACACAACAUUGUUUGCUAGGGUUUCCACCCAGACAUUUGGUUCACCUCUUCAAAAAUUACUUCAUUCAUGAACAACAGGUUCACAUUAUAUUUAGGGAGAGUGUUAGGAUGCCAUCUAGAGGAGGAAAUUGCUAAUUGAUUUAACAGAGACAGGAAAUGAAAUGAAUACUCCAUCCCAAAAAUUAUAAUUCUGUCAUUAUUUACUCACCCUCAAGUUGUUCCAAACCUGGAAAAAUUCCUUUGUUCUGUUGAACACAAAGAGAGAUAUUUGGAAAAAUGUUAGUAACUGACAUCUCUGGGACAUCAUUGACUACCAUAGUAGGGAAGUUAAAAGGUGCCCUAGAACAUUUUGCUUUCCUAAAUUCUUCACAAUAUCUAAUUUUGUGUUGAACAGAGCAAAAAUAAAAAGAUACAAUCAUGGUGUCUCAGAAAUGGAUUUCAACUCUUCAAACUCUUCCACCCUAUUAUCAACUUUUACUCAAUGUGAUGUUAUCAAGACACAUCUUUUAUAUAUUCACCCAUUUUUUCUGUCAACAAAAAUGACCAAACUUGCUGUCCCUAAAUCUAAGUUUUUUAGCUCAUGACCUUGAGCCAAGACUUAGGACCAAGAUCUUCAAGGAAGCAAGUCAAAUUUGUUUACCAUCAUAACUGUCAAGAAAGCAUUUGUAGUAUUGUGCAUGCAAAAGUAUGAAUAAUGUAUGAAACAAUAAAUAUAAAUACUCUAUAAUAAUCUAUGUUUUCUCUUACUCUCUUUUUGCAGAAGAUGGAUUUCCACACAGAAGUCAUCAAUAUAAGUGAUUUUACUAUUUUUUAUUAUGAUGACUUCUACACCUACAGCUAUGAUUAUAACUAUUCUGGUGGUGAUGUGUGUGGUCCGGAGUCCAGCAUGCACUUUGAUUCCAUUUUUAUUCUAGUCUUUUACUGUCUGGCACUGGUAGUGGGGCUGGUGGGAAAUGGUCUGGUGCUUGUAGUGCUGUGGAAGAAAAGGAUGAGCUGGAAUGUCACGGACAUCUUCAUUCUUCAUCUGAGUUUAGCUGAUGUUCUGCUGCUGCUGACGCUGCCACUGUGGGCGGUAGAGGCGGUGAAAGGAUGGAGCUUUGGCACGGGACUCUGCAAACUCACAGGAGCUUUGUUCACGAUCAGUUUGCAAUGUGGUGUUUUCAUGCUGGUCUGCAUCAGUCUUGACCUCUACCUGUCAGUCAUCCACGCAGUGCAGAUGAAGCCCAUGGUGAUACAUUGUUGCUGUCUGACCAUCUGGAUUUUCUGUCUACUGCUCUCCAUUCCCAAAUGGAUGUUCCUCCAGGUCUUUGUAAAUGAUAGACAUCAAGAUAAAAAAGAAUGUGUUAGCUUGUGCCCUUCAAAAUUUUCGUAUCUGGCUCCUCGUCUGCUCUAUCAUGUGGUGGGCUUCGCUCUGCCUGCAAUAAUCCUUCUUUAUUGUUUCACUUGCAUCCUGCUGCGGUUGAAGUGUGGAUCCCAUUACAUGCAGAAGAAACGGGCCUUGCGUGUCAUUGUAGCCCUAGUACUGUCCUUUUUAAUCAGCUGGACGCCCUAUAAUAUCACCCUCAUCAUUGACACUAUCAGAAGUGCUAAUUCCAGUGACCAAACAUCGUGUGCCAACACUACAGCAUUAAAUAGAGCCCUAACAGUUACUUCUGCUUUGGGCUUUCUAAACUGGUGCAUCACCCCAGUGCUUUACGCUUUCGAGGCCGGAACGUUUCGGAAGCACCUGCUGGUUUAAUUAAACUUUCAUAGAUUACAGAACACAUGGCAAAAUUUGUGAUAUUUUUGGGAUUUGUAAAUACCAAAUCAGCAUAAACCCACCAGAAACAAUAUGUUUCAGAUAACUGAUGCUGGUGCAGUGAAACACAUUUUACAAGAUGCAUACAUACAUUUCAGAAAGGCAAAUAAGAUUUUUUUUCUGCAAGAUAUUAGCUGGAUCCACUCUGGGCUGUUAAAAUGGAAAGUGUUAACAAAUGUUUGGUUUUGUGUGUUUAUACAGAAGAGUUGGUUCUUAGCAAUUUAGUCCAAAGUUAGAAUGUUGUUCUAAGAAAGUUGUUCCUGAGAAUUGUUUUCUAACAAUUGCUUGUUUUUUUGUUUCGUUUUCCUGUUUUCUUAGGAGGCCAUCAAUGUUUUUAAAAUCUCCUUUGCUGUUUAAUGAAAGAUAUUAAUCUAACAUAUGCAUAAUUUUGUUCAAUGACUUUAAUAAGCUCUAAAUCUAACUUUUUACUUUAAGUUAUGCACAGCUACAGGAGGUGUUUCUUUAUAAACUGCAAUAAAUCCACUAAAAGAUCAAAUACGUUACUGUGUUAAUGUGCGUCUUUUGAAAGAUUUCAAUACCAACAAAUAAAAAGAAAUAAAUGUAUUCAUUUAUUAAUAUAUUAAAUGCGAAAACCUCACAUAUAAUAUGUAACAGGCUGGUUUUGGAGAUCAAACCCCCCCAGAAAAAAAAUUACUUUACUCAAAAUGACCACGAGAUGUCACCUUAACGGCAGUUGUCGCACGUUAUAUUUGCACAAGACAUUAACUCACCAGUGGUGUGAUCCAACGUGACUCAGCAAUCAAAAGUUGACAAACCAGUCUAAGCAGACAUGUCAAAAUAUUUGUGUAGAUGUACAUGCAAUGUAUUCUGUCAUUCCUUACCUCACCCACAACGUCUGUAGUACACACUAUUCUAUUUUCUUAGGUAGUUAGUUACUGGUCCAAAACAAAAAC